This is a messenger RNA of Aaosphaeria arxii CBS 175.79, 3258 nucleotides long. RefSeq lists its product as uncharacterized. The transcript is spliced from 6 exons. Lineage: Eukaryota; Fungi; Ascomycota; Dothideomycetes; Pleosporales. Gene Ontology annotation, molecular function: calcium ion binding; phosphatidylserine decarboxylase activity. Bases 1 to 3258 code for a protein of 1085 amino acids. Gene Ontology annotation, biological process: phospholipid biosynthetic process. The record is from RefSeq and is a predicted model, not a curated record.
AUGCCGCGCCCGACCUUGUCCUCCAAACUCUCCCUCCCCUCCCGCCUGAAGAACAACCAUAACAAUACCAACGCGCCCACUUCCAAUCCCGCCAGCGUCCCCACGAGUCGUCGCACGAGUCCCCUGCGCACAAUGUCUGAUUCCUCAAAGCCGGGACUCGUCUUGAAGGCCAAUGUGAUCAAGGGCAGGAACCUGGCCGCAAAGGACAGAAGCGGGACCUCUGAUCCAUACCUCGUUCUCUCCUUAGGCGACGCAAAGCAAGCUACCCCUACGAUCAAUAAAACAUUGAAUCCUGAAUGGAACUGUGCGCUCGAACUCCCGAUUGUAGGCCCCCAGAGCCUGCUUCUCGAGGUGAUAUGCUGGGAUAAGGACCGCUUCGGGAAGGAUUACAUGGGCGAAUUCGAUGUCCUGCUCGAGGAUGUCUUUCAACAGGGUGCGACUAGCCAGGAGCCGAAGUGGUAUCCCUUGGAGAGCAGACGCACCGGGAAGAAGAAGGCCGUGGUUACAGGAGAAAUCCUAUUGCAGUUCUCCCUCGCAGACACAAGCAACCCAUCCGCCACCCCCGAGCAAGUCGUGUCCCGAUUCAUGAGUUACACCUCCUCUAGUAGCCCUGACGAGGAGGAAGACGAAGCUUUGUUACGUCUUGACAGUGGAGAGAACGACGACAUCGAUGAGGAGGAUGAGAGCUCCGAUGACGUCAAUGACGAGUCGAAGAAGGCUGAGAAGAGAGAGAGGCGGCGGAAGAGGCUCCGGCUGGCAAAAUUGAAGAAGAAGGCUACACUGCAUGCAUACGAGUUCUCUGACAAGACUGAGGUCGCUGGCGUGUUGUUUUUGGAGAUCGUGAAGAUCACCGAUCUACCGCCUGAGCGCAACGUUACUCGCACGUCCUUUGACAUGGAUCCUUUCGUGGUCACUUCACUUGGAAAGAAGACCUACCGUACGCAGGUCGUCCGACACAAUCUCAAUCCGGUAUACGAAGAGAAGCUUGUCUUCCAAGUUCUGAGGCAUGAGACGAACUAUGCCAUGAACUUUACGGUCAUCGAUCGUGACAAGUUCUCUGGAAAUGACUACGUUGGAGCUGUCAACUUCCCUGUUGAAAAGGCAGUUGCUGUUGCGCCCGAAGCCGACCCCGUAACAGGGCUUUACAAACUUCCAGAGCCUUCAGACUCCCCGGGCAUUCCUGAGGCUAGGAGAUCGAGAUUCCGUCUCCCGAUGUCCCGAUCAUCAUCCGCUCAUAGUCUUUCCCGCUUGGCCCGACCAUCACUAAAGAAAGAGAACUCUCAGAGUUCAUUGAGCUCCCAAACAAAUGUGUCCACCCUCGCAGGAUCCGCACCCCAGACUCCAGGAAUUGACUCCAGUGGAAACUUGGCACCGCCAGUCCCAGCUAUCAAUGUUGACCCUUCCACAGUCGACGACCAGGAUCUCAAGCUCUAUAUAUUGCCCCUCGAGAUGAAGAACAAGGAGAGAUGGGAGGCGAAGCAUAGCCCUACUCUCUACAUUCGCGCCAAGUACCUGCCCUACAAAGCACUGAGGCAGCAGUUCUGGAGAGCGAUGCUCAAGCAGUACGAUGCCGAUGAUAGCGGCCUCAUCGACAAGGUCGAAUUGACUACCAUGUUGGAUACCUUGGGCUCUACGCUGCAUGAGUCUACUAUCGACGGAUUCUUCAAACGAUUCUUGAAAGAGAACAACGGCGAGGAGGUCCUGACCUUCGAUCAGACUGUCAUCGUGCUAGAGGACCAAUUGCAGAGCACUCAAGAGCGUGACCUUGCCAAAUCUUGGAGAAGCCAUCUGACAGCAUCUGCAACGGAUCUUUCCACACCUGGAACACUUACCCCCUCCCUGGAUUCCGGCACUCAGACGCCAUUGAAUGUACAUCCCUCACAGACAUCUAUACCAGCUCUUCAGACUGAUACGCUUGGUCCGGAGGGUGAAGAAGGUGACAUCAUCGAGCCCGAUGAUCUUGGAGAUGAGAAGGGCGAGGAACAUGUUAUUGAAAUUCGCGAAUGUCCUAUCUGCCAUCAACCGAGGCUCAACAAGAAAUCAGAUGCCGACAUCAUCACCCACGUAGCCACCUGCGCCAGCCAGGACUGGAGACAAGUUAACAACUUGGUCAUGGCAGGUUUUGUCACUGCUAGCCAGGCCCAACGCAAGUGGUAUUCCAAGGUCAUUACUAAGAUCUCAUACGGAGGAUACAAAUUAGGCGCCAAUUCUGCGAAUAUCUUGGUGCAGGAUCGUAUCACGGGCCAGAUCAACGAGGAGCGAAUGAGUGUUUAUGUUCGCUUGGGCAUCCGUCUACUGUACAAAGGCUUGAAGACGAAUAACAUGGAGAAGAAACGAAUCCGAAAAUUGCUUCGGUCCCUCAGCGUCAAACAGGGAAAGAAGUACGAUGAUCCUGCGUCUGCAGCAGAGAUCGCCGGUUUCAUCAACUUCCAUCAAUUGGAUAUGUCUGAGGUCCUACUGCCUACUUCCGAGUUCAAGAACUUCAACGAGUUCUUCUAUCGUGCAUUGAAACCGGAUGCUCGUCCUUGCUCCGCGCCUGAUGACCCGAGAGUCAUUGUGUCUCCAGCGGACUGCCGCACGGUCGUCUUUAACACACUCGACCAGGCGCAAUCUAUAUGGGUCAAAGGCCGCGAGUUCACCGUGUCACGUCUCCUUGGCGAUGCCUAUCCUGAGGACGCAAAGCGCUAUGUUGGAGGAUCUCUGGGUAUCUUCCGUCUGGCUCCACAGGACUACCAUCGCUUCCACAUCCCUGUUGAUGGUAUCAUGGGUGAGCCCAAGACAAUUGAGGGUGAAUACUACACUGUGAAUCCCAUGGCGAUCAGAUCAGCUCUGGACGUUUACGGCGAAAAUGUGCGUGUCAUUGUGCCCAUCGAUUCGGUAGCCCACGGGCGGGUCAUGGUUAUCUGCGUGGGUGCCAUGAUGGUCGGUAGCACAGUUAUUACCCGCAAGGGCGGCGAAGAGGUCAAGCGAGCCGAGGAGCUGGGCUACUUCAAGUUCGGCGGCAGCACACUUCUACUACUGUUCGAGCCCGGCCAGAUGCAGUAUGACGAUGAUUUACACGAGAACUCUCGUGGCGCUCUAGAGACUUUGGUCCGUGUUGGUAUGUCCGUCGGCCAUAGUCCAAACAGAGGUGCCUACAUGCCCGAUAUGCGCAAGGAAAACCCAUCCCACGAAGAGAAGCAGCAAGCCAAACGCCGCAUCGAAGGCAGUCUUGCCCCUGAGGGGGUUCGUGGGCCUAUGCCUGGCGCAGGGAUGUAG